GGGUCGCGUUCCGUCUAUCGUCCACCACAAAACAUGUGAUCGACAAAGAUCCACACCGACAAGUCAUGUAUUUCCAUAACCACAAAGUUAUAUUCCACAUAUAAGAUAGAGGAUACGGCCCCUGCGAUUUGUAUAAAUGUGGGACAAUGUACGUACCUAUACAAGUUCUGCUAUGCUGUAUGUUCUACUAGAUGCUGAUGCUGUGUAUACUGUAUACUAACCUAAAAAAACAAACGUCACAUUUCCGACUUCCGAUGUCUGUGAAAUCAAGUUAGAGGAAAUGUAUCAAGAUUCACCAUAUUCUGCAGCUUGUGGCCAAGAAGAUUACGAAAUGGAUGAAGAAAACGAGGAUUAUUUAGACGACGAGCGGGAUCUUGACGAUCAAGAUGAAACUGACGAAGAUACUGAAGAAGCUAGUGAAACAGAUAUGGGCAAAUCUGAGGAGUAUACUGAAAUCAAGGAGCAAAUUUACCAAGACAAAUUAGCUAGCUUGAAAAAGCAACUACAACAAUUAAAAGAUGGCUCACAUGUUGAAUACAAUCGAAAAGUUAAACGACUAGAAGCACAAUACAAAGAAAGACUACGUUUGAAUAUAAUUUAUAGAGAUUAUUUAACUGAAUGCGUAGAAAGAGAAUACAUUUUAGAUAAAAAGGCGGCUGUGAAAGAGUUUGAAGAAAAAAAAAGUGAUUUAAAAGAAAAUCUUGUUGCAGAUAUGGAAGAGAAACGUAAACUAAUUGAAUCAGAUAGAUAUUCUAUGGAACUAACAGGGGAUUCAACAGAGGUAAAACCUGUUAUGACCAGAAAACUUCGACGUCGGCCAAAUGAUCCUGUACCUGAAAAAGUGGAGAAACGAAGAAAACCACCUCCAGCCCAAUUGAAUUAUCUACUAGAUGAGAAAGAAAUAGAAAAUGAUUUGAAAGCUAUUAGUCGCGGGAAAGUUCUAACUACAGUUCGUAAACCAGUUGUUAUGCAGCAAUACAAUGCUACAGUUAGUAUAACAAGUCAACACAUUCCAGUAGCAACUGAUACAUCUUUAGUAGAAACAAGAAUUGAGGAUGGCAAGUUAUUAUAUGAAAGAAGAUGGUUUCAUCGCGGACAACCAGUUUAUGUGGAAGGAAAAGAUAUGCCACGAUUUUCGGCAAAUAUAUCAGCUAUUGGAACCGAAGCAGUUUGGGUGAAAAAAGUCUCAGAUGGUAGUAAAGUGAGAAUAUAUAUCUCCCAGUUAUGCAGAGGAAAAAUUUCAAUUAAACGCAGAGCAUCUUAGUUAUAAACUUAUAAAUUUUGUAUUAUAUAAAAAAAGCAUUUUUUUUUAGAUCGUACGCACAAAUAUGAUUUAUUACUUAUAUUAUGUUUCAGUAUGAAUAUUUGAUUAAAUUUUUAACUGAUUACCAAUAAUUAAAUUUAAAAUUAAACAAUUUUGAGUAAAUUUUCUACAAAAAUAACGUCAAAA
Nasonia vitripennis (jewel wasp) is the source of this 1450-nucleotide messenger RNA. RefSeq names its product sin3 histone deacetylase corepressor complex component SDS3. Gene Ontology annotation, biological process: negative regulation of transcription by RNA polymerase II. Gene Ontology annotation, cellular component: Sin3-type complex. The transcript has 8 exons. Lineage: Eukaryota; Metazoa; Arthropoda; Insecta; Hymenoptera; Pteromalidae. The coding region runs from base 281 to 1264 and encodes 327 amino acids. Gene Ontology annotation, molecular function: histone deacetylase binding. The record is from RefSeq and is a predicted model, not a curated record.